Rhinolophus ferrumequinum (greater horseshoe bat) is the source of this 2254-nucleotide messenger RNA. RefSeq names its product spindle and kinetochore associated complex subunit 1 (gene SKA1). NCBI's taxonomy places the organism in Eukaryota, Metazoa, Chordata, Mammalia, Chiroptera, Rhinolophidae. Gene Ontology annotation, cellular component: mitotic spindle; spindle microtubule; outer kinetochore. The record is from RefSeq and is a predicted model, not a curated record. Gene Ontology annotation, biological process: cell division; mitotic cell cycle; regulation of microtubule polymerization or depolymerization. Gene Ontology annotation, molecular function: microtubule binding. The coding region runs from base 149 to 916 and encodes 255 amino acids. The transcript has 7 exons.
ACCCCGUAUCCCGGCGGGCAGUUUGAAUUUCAUUCCGGGAGUGGUGCCUCGCGAUCCCGGGCUUCCGGCCGAGACCAGGGUUUGCGUGGCUCGCGACUCGGCCCCGAGUGGGCUCUUUGCUUCCCGACCCGCGCAAGAGGCUUAAAGGAUGGCCUCAGAUCUGGAACAAAUAUGCUCUCAUAUUAAUGAAAAGAUUGGCAAUAUUAAAAAAACUCUGUCAUUAAGGAGCUGUGGUCAAGAACCUAACCUGAAGACUAUGCUAAAUAAAAUAGGAGAUGAGAUCAUAACAGUAAAUGAACUUCUAAAUAAAUUGGAAUUGGAAAUUCAGUAUCAAGAACAAACUAACACUUCACUCAAGGAACUCUGUGAAUCUCUUGAAGAAGAUUAUAAAGAUAUGGAACAUCUCAAAGAAAACAUUCCUCCCCAUUUGCCUCAAGUAACACCGGGAACCCAGAACUGUGUGAGUGCAUCCGACCUUGACCCUGAAGAACCAGUCAAAGUUGAGGAGCCUGCAUGUACAAAGAAGCCUCCUAAAGAACUAAGAAAUAUUAAAGAAAUGCCAUUUAUAACUUCUGAUGAGUUUAAUGGGAUUCCUGCGUACAUGAAAUGCCGCUUAACCUAUUGUCAAAUUAAUGAUGUUAUUAAAGAAAUCAACAAGGCAGUACUUAGUAAAUAUAAGAUCCUACAUCAACCAAAAAAGUCUAUGAGUUCUGUGGCCAGAAAUCUCUAUCACAGAUUUAUUGACGAAGAAACAAAGGAUACCAGAGGUCGUCAUUUUAUAGUGGAAGCUGACAUCAAAGAAUUCACAGCUUUGAAACUUGACAAGAGGUUUCAUAUGAUACUGAAUAUCUUACGACACUGCCGGAGGCUGUCAGAGGUCCGAGGGGGAGGACUCACCCGAUAUGUUAUAACCUGAGGCCCUGGGGAGCUUUUGAACCAGCCUACAAUAGUGUAUAGAGGCUAUUCCAUAGUUUCCUUAUAUGUAAUUUUUUCAUAUAUAGUUUCUUUAGCUUCUCUUUUUUCUUGUAAAAAUAAAACUUCGUUAAAAUAAAGCAUAUAUAUUUUAAAAUAGACUUCCUUUCAGCAAAUAUUUAAUCACUUACUAUAUGAGCCUCUAUGCCACGCAUAUAAUGGAACUAAAAAUGUUCAUGUUUAGUUUUUGUGUUUAGUGACAAUGCUGCAGACCCCAGUCAGACAGAUGUAGAGGUGGUAAUGGAAGAAAAAGUCAAGAAGGUAAGGUCGGGAUACCCAGGCUUUUUGGAAUUAAAGAUAGUUAGUGUCUACAUUUCAUGACUGAUAUUUCAGUCUACAGGCCUAGAAUUGGAGGCAGCCCACCCGUGUGCUUAUUUGGCUUUCCCACAUGUUGUUAAGGAACAGCUCACCUGAAAUGCAUUCAGUAUAAAGCAAUCUAUAAACAUCAACUGCAAUGGAACUGUAAUAAUGAAAAGGAUGAUAAAAUAACGUGUAAAUGGUUUGAGAGUGGUCGUGAAAAAUGAGUGGUUGGAUUGUAAAAAUUUCGCUGUGUUUUUCUUCUGCACUCGGGAGACUGUCUUAUCUACGUUUUAGUCCGUGUUCUCCAGAGAAACGGAACAGGAGACAUGGUUAUGAAGUCUGGGAUGUCCCUGGAAUGCUGUCUGCAAGCUGGAGACCCAGGGAAGGUGGUGUAAUUCAAUAUGAGUGUCAAAACUCAGGGAGUCAAUGGUGUGAAUCCUAGUCGGAGGGCAGGAGUAGAUGAGAUGUCUCAGCUCAUGCAGGCAGGCAGGCAGGAAGCAAAAAAAAAAAGGGGUGAAUUCCUCCUUCCUCCAGCCUUUGUUCUAUUCAGGCCUUAACCAGAUUGACUGGGGGAUGCCCACCCAGCCUGGGGAGGGCAAUCUACUGAGUCCACUGAUUCAAAUGCUAAUCUCAUCUGGAAACACCCUCACCGACCCACCCUGGGCAGCCGUGGCCAGUAAAGUUGGCCGUCAGUCUAUGUCUGUGUGUCUGCUUGGCCGGCCGAUUGUGGUAGCAGAGGAAAAAAGUGUCUCACCAGGCCCGGUGGCCUCGUUAACACGGUCAUGAUGACCACGGUACGUACAUUACGGGCACUGCAUAUUUAUCGUUAUCUUUUCUUUCUCCCUAAUUUAGAUGCAGGUAUGUUUCAUUUUUCAUUCUCGCUUUUCAUCAAAAGUAAUGGCAAUAUCCUUACUUUGUUUUAAGGCUUGCUUGAUUUCUUUCUAUGCAUUAUUUUCCCCUAUGAAAAACAUUUUCUCUGUUU